Molecule: messenger RNA, 2538 nt
Organism: Zonotrichia leucophrys gambelii
Lineage: Eukaryota; Metazoa; Chordata; Aves; Passeriformes; Passerellidae
Product: transient receptor potential cation channel subfamily V member 6-like
Exons: 15
Coding region: 364-2538 (724 amino acids)
Biological process (GO): calcium ion import across plasma membrane
Cellular component (GO): plasma membrane
Molecular function (GO): protein binding; calcium channel activity
Source: RefSeq, a predicted model, not a curated record
CCUAGAUUUCAGAAUCAAAAUAGUACAAGCCUAGGACCUUGAUGCUGUGUGGAUUCUUCAGUUGCUGUGCAGGGUCUUUUUGAGGGGUAGGCUGCUGGCGAACUACUUCCAAAUCAGACACACCUUUGGGUUGGGCUAUUUUGGAAACUAAGUAAUUGAUGAGGCUGAAGGUAUGGUCUGCUAGGAACAAGUGAUUUUAUUGUGUGUUUUUACAAGUACUGUGAUCAGCUGAUGCAGCUGAUUGACAGUCUCCUCUGUAAGUAACUGGGGGCGGAGGAGCGGUGACCUGCAGUGAGCCCUCCCUGACUUUUUCCCUAAGUGGGAAUUGCUGGCUUUCAGGCAAGAGAGGAAAGGGGACGUGAUAUGGGGGUACCUUUAUUUGGGGAGAGCAAUCCCUUCUAUUCCCGGAUAUGGAAUGGACUAAGUCAGAAGCUGCAAGGCAAGAAAUCCUGGGAUAAACAUCUGGAUGAAAUCUACUUACUCCAGCAGAAAAGGAUCUGGGAAUCCCCACUCCUCCAGGCUGCCAAAGAGAACAACCUUGCUGCCAUUAGGAAACUUCUCACUGAUGGAACAUGUGAUAUCUAUCAGAGAGGUGCGGUGGGAGAGACUGCCCUUCAUGUUGCUGCCAUGUAUGAUAACUUGGAGGCAGCAGUGGCUCUGAUGGAAGCAGCUCCUGAGCUUAUCAAUGAGAGGAUGACAUCAGAACUUUAUGAAGGGCAGACAGCUCUCCACAUUGCAGCAGCCAACCAGAACACCAUGCUGGUGAAGGCUUUGCUGAAGAGAGGAGCCAAUGCCAGCACAGCAAGGGCCACGGGGCACUUCUUCAGGCGCAGCUCCCAGAACCUUUUCUAUUUUGGAGAACAUGUUUUAUCAUUUGCUGCCUGUGUGGGAAAUGAGGAAAUUGUGCAGCUGCUCAUUGAAAAUGGAGCUGACAUUAAAGCUCAAGAUUCUCUGGGUAACACUGUUCUUCACAUCCUGGUUCUCCAGCCUAAUAAGACGUUUGCCUGCCACAUGUACAGCCUGAUACUUUCCUAUGACAGGAACAAAGAGGGACCAGGGUCACUUGAACUGAUUCCUAACAAUGAAGGGCUUAGUCCAUUCAAACUGGCUGGAGUUGAGGGCAACACUGUGAUGUUUCAAUACCUUAUGCAGAAGCGGAAGCAGAAUCUCUGGUCCUUUGGCCCCUUGAGCACUGUGCUGUAUGACAUCACAGAGAUUGACUCCUGGGCUGAAGAUCAGUCCUUCCUUGAGCUCAUAGUAUCCACCAAGAAGAGAGAGGCACGCCAGAUCUUGGACCUAACGCCUGUGAAGGAGCUGGUGAGCCUGAAGUGGAACAUGUAUGGUCGUCCCUAUUUCUGUUUCCUGGCCUUGUUCUACAUCCUCUACAUGGUCUGCUUCACCAUGUGCUGUGUCUACCGGCCCCUCAAGCCCCGCAUGGGCAACAGAACCAGCAGCAGGGACAACACAAUCUAUGUCCAGAAAAUGCUCCAGGAAUCAUAUGUGGCAUAUGAGGAUGAGCUAAGGCUGGUGGGGGAGCUGAUCACAGUCAUUGGAGCUGUAGUAAUUUUGGUCCUUGAGAUUCCAGAUAUCCUUAGAGUUGGAGCAGCAAAAUACUUUGGACAAACAAUCCUAGGAGGGCCUUUUCACAUAAUUGUCAUCACCUAUGCUUGCAUGAUCCUGGUGACCAUGGUGAUGCGCCUCACCAGCACAACUGGGGAGGUGGUGCCCAUGUCCUUCGCCCUGGUGCUGGGGUGGUGCAACGUCAUGUACUUCGCUCGGGGCUUCCAGAUGCUUGGACCUUUCACCAUCAUGAUCCAGAAGAUGAUAUUUGGAGAUCUCAUGCGCUUUUGCUGGCUCAUGGCUGUGGUGAUAUUGGGCUUUGCAUCAGCUUUUUACAUCAUCUUCCAGACAGAGAACCCUGAAAACCUGGGGCAGUUCUACAACUAUCCCAUGUCCUUGUUCACUACUUUUGAGCUCUUCCUCACUAUCAUUGAUGGCCCUGCAAACUACGAUGUGGACCUGCCCUUUAUGUACAGCGUGGUGUACUUUGCUUUUGCCAUCAUUGCCACCCUCCUUAUGCUCAACUUGUUAAUUGCCAUGAUGGGUGACACCCACUGGAGAGUGGCCCACGAGCAGGAUGAGCUCUGGAGAGCCCAGGUUGUUGCCACGACUGUGAUGUUGGAGCGGAAGCUGCCGCGCUGCCUCUGGCCCCGCUCGGGAAUCUGUGGGCGGGAGUUCGGGCUGGGGGACCGAUGGUAUCUCAGAAUUGAAGACAGGGUUGAUCCCAACAAGCACAAGAUGAUGCGGUACACAGAGGCAUUUAAGGUUCAGGAUAGGGAUAACUAUGACAAAGGUUCAGAAAAGCUGGAAACCAACGGGGACACCUUGUGCAAGAAGGAAAUGUCUGCUCUGUCACUGUCACGGAGCACAUCCAGAACCAGUUCUCACCGUGGCUGGGAGAUCCUGAGGCGGAACACCUUCCGCCAGCUCUGUGGAGAGGUCGGUCCUGCCGUGGAUGAGGAGGUCUAUGAUGUCUAA